AUGGGAACAACAGCAGAGGACAGCGACGAGUCCGAAGACACAUGUGUGAUAUGUCUGUCACAAGUCACCGAAAGAGCUGUUACGGUCCCUUGUAAUCACUACAGCUUUGAUUUUGUCUGCCUCGUAAGCUGGCUGCAAGAACGGUCGGCUUGCCCUUUAUGCAAGACAGAGGUAACAGCUGUUCAGUAUGACAGGAAGGGCCCAGAUGAUUUCAAGAGCUAUAGCAUUCGCCGCACCCAUACUCCAAAAGACCCAUCCAAUGUCACUGAUAAUCAGCGGCAGUCGUCGGGCCUUACUGGAUACGGCCCGCCAGGUCGAAGGAGAUGCAUUCGCCGAACAUUCUCUCCUCCAGCAGAUGAUCCUGCGUUACGCAAGCGUCGAGAAAUUUACCAAAGGGGGCUGUUUUCAAUGCACGUUGGCAGCAAUCCUCACUCGGGCUACCGCGAUGUCACGCCUCAUAUGAUUGCUGCGCAUCCAGAGCUUCAGUCAAAAGCUCGUACAUGGAUACGUCGUGAGCUUCGCGUCUUCGCAUUUCUACAUACGGAUCCUACCGGCUCAUCAUCCCAAGCAGCAACAACGAGUAGCAACGCCGAGUUCCUGCUUUCGUACAUUGUAUCUGCUCUGAAAGUAGUGGACAUCAAAGCCAGCAAUGGGCAUACUGAGAAUCUUUUGGCUGAGUUUCUUGGUCGAGAUAUCACUAUUUUGUUCCUGCACGAGCUCCAGGCCUGGCUGCGAAGUCCGUUCACCAGGUUAAAGGAUUGGGAUGAAGAAGUGCAAUACGAGGAUACCCGAGAAUAG
Boeremia exigua is the source of this 798-nucleotide messenger RNA. RefSeq lists its product as uncharacterized. NCBI's taxonomy places the organism in Eukaryota, Fungi, Ascomycota, Dothideomycetes, Pleosporales, Didymellaceae. The record is from RefSeq and is a predicted model, not a curated record. Gene Ontology annotation, molecular function: ubiquitin protein ligase activity. The coding region runs from base 1 to 798 and encodes 265 amino acids. The transcript has 2 exons. Gene Ontology annotation, biological process: protein monoubiquitination; protein polyubiquitination.